UGUUGUUGUCACGGGUGGUCGGUCUGGGAGAGCAAAGAUGGCGGCUCACUGGAGCAGUGAGAACGUGGUGGUGGAGUUCCGGGACUCGCAGGCAACUGCGAUGUCUGUGGACUCCCAGGGACAACUUGCUGUGCUUUCUGGGCGCCGCUUUCUGUACAUUGUGAACUUGGAGACACCCAACGACGGGCACCGAAAAAUCUCCCGGCAAAGCAAGUGGGACAUUGGCGCGGUGCAGUGGAACCCCCAUGAAAGCUACUCUCACUUUUUUGCUGCUUCUAGUAACCAGCGGGUGGACCUCUACCAGUGGAAGGACGGCAUCGGCGACAUUGGCACGUCCUUGCAGGGACAUACCCGAGUUAUCAGUGAUCUGGACUGGUCGGUGUUUGAACCGGAAGUACUGGUCACCAGCUCGAUUGACACCUACAUUUACAUCUGGGACAUCAAGGACACCAGGAAACCGGCAGUGUCGCUGUCCGCUGUGGCGGGCGCAUCACAGGUGAAGUGGAACAAAAAGAACGCAAACUGUCUGGCAACCAGUCAUGAUGGAGACGUGCGGAUCUGGGACCGGAGAAAACCAAGCACUGCGGUGGAAUACAUCGCUGCCCAUUUAUAUAAGAUCCAUGGACUGGACUGGCACCCAGACAAUGAAUACGUCCUAGCAACCUCCAGCCAAGACAACUCGGUCAAGUUCUGGGAUUCACGACAGCCCCGGAAGUUCCUGAGUGUCCUGGCCUGUCAGGUGCCUGUGUGGAAGGCGCGUUACACACCCUUUAGCAAUGGCCUGGUGACGGUCAUGGUCCCACAGCUGCGCAGAGAGAACAGUCUUCUGCUCUGGAACGUCUACGACCUUCACUCCCCAGUCCAUAUAUUUGUAGGACACGAUGAUGUGGUUCUUGAGUUCCAGUGGAGAAAGCAGAAGGAAGGACUGAAGGACUAUCAGUUGGUGACUUGGUCGAGGGACCAGACGCUGCGCAUGUGGAGGGUGGAUGCCCAGCUGCAGAGGCUGUGUGCUAAUGAUGACAUGGACCCAGUCGAUGAGAUGAUGGAUGGAUUAACCUUGAUGCCAGAGCAAGAAAAGUCCCUUCAGCCUCAAGAGCAGAUGUCUGUCCCCUCGGAAGAGGAGGUUGCAUUUGCCGAAGAAUCUCCAUCAACGCCGGUAAUGGUGGGCACCUCAGAGCAGCCCGGGCUCCCUCAGACUCUGCAGCAGGAGUUCUCCUUGAUAAAUGUGCAUAUCCGUAACGUCAACAUCGAGAUGGACGCCAUGAACCGGAGCUGCACUGUGUCUGUGCACUGCGGGAAUCACAGAGUCCGCUUGCUGGUCACGUUCCCAGUUCAGUAUCCCAAUAACGCAGCUCCGUCCUUCCAGUUUGUCCCUCCCACGACCAUCACAUCCGCCAUGAAAAUAAAGCUGCUGACCCUCCUGAGAGACACAUCUUUACAGAAAGUGAAGCGCAAUCAAAGCUGCCUGGAGCCCUGCCUGCGCCAACUGGUGUCCUGCCUGGAGAGCUUUGUGAACCAAGAGUCCAGUCCAUCCAGCAAUCCCUACACCAUGCAGAACCCUGUCACCCCACCACUGCCAACAUUCGCCCGGGUGACCAAUGCCUAUGGGUCUUACCAAGAUGCCAACAUCCCAUUUCCUCGGACGUCUGGUGCCCGCUUCUGUGGAGCAGGUUACCUGGUGUAUUUUACACGGCCAAUGACCAUGCACAGAGCCGUAUCGCCCACUGAACCCACUCCAAGAUCUCUCUCCGCCCUCUCCGCCUAUCACAGCGGGAUACUUGCACCCAUGAAAAUCCGCACAGAGGCUCAGGGGAACCUGCGCCUGUACAGCGGGAGCCCUACACGUAGUGAGAAGGAGCAAGUGUCCAUCAGCUCCUUUUAUUACAAAGAAAGGACGCCCCCCCUAUCUGCCCGCCGGCGCUGGUCCAUCCAAGUGAUUAACGACUUCCCGGUACUGUGCCAGAAAUCUCGUAGAUGGAAAUCCAAAAGAGAGAGCAGCGACUCCAGCUCUCGACCAAUCAAAGCAGCUGGGAAGGUUAUUAUCCAGGACAUCUCGUGUCUGCUGUCCGUGCAUAAGGCCCUGGGGGAGAUGUACAUACUGAACUGCGGGGACCUCCAGGAGAUGUGUCAGAAGAACGCAGCCUCUGCCCUGAGCGUGGGGCGUAGAGACCUGGUGCAGGUUUGGGCCUUAGCUGCUGCUGCUAAUGACGUAUGUCUAACACCCAAGUCUGACCCCGAUAUGGAGACCCCUUGGGCUAGUCACCCAUUUGGCCGCCAGCUGUUGGAAUCCCUACUGGCUCAUUACUGCCACCUACAUGAUGUCCAGACACUGGCCAUGCUGUGCAGCGUGUUUGAUGCCAGUCUUCACCCACAAGGCAACGGCAUGUUCUCUUGCCACCCUUUUCCUUCCCGCUCUACCCACAGCCGCUACCCCAGCUUCACAUCUUCUUGCUCUGGAUCCAGCAUGUCCGAUCCUGGCUACUGCAACAGCGGCUGGAGCAUCGGGGCUCAAGACAUGGACCACGGAGCACCAUGGGGAGACGCUUCUCCAGAUGAUUACCGAUACAGUAAUAUAAGCUAUGUGGAUCCUCGUGAACGUGAACGAGAACAGCAUGACAAGAAUAAAAGGAUUUUGGACCCAGUGAAUGCUCAACAGUUUGAUGACUUUAAGAAGUGUUAUGGGGAGAUCUUGUAUCGUUGGGGCCUGCAGGAGAAACGGGCCGAGGUCCUCAAGUUUGUCUACUGUCCACCUGAACCUCAUCGGGGUAUCGAAUUUGGUGUCUACUGCAGCCACUGCCGCAGCGAGGUGCGCGGAACGCAGUGCGCGAUCUGUAAGGGGUUCACCUUCCAGUGCGCCAUCUGCCACGUAGCCGUCCGGGGCUCCUCCAACUUCUGCUUGAGCUGCGGCCAUGGGGGACACACGGCGCACAUGCUGGAAUGGUUCAGCAAACAAGAGGUCUGCCCAACUGGCUGCGGCUGCCACUGCCUACUGGAGAGCACCUUCUGAUUGUCAGAUCGUUCCGCACAGGCUGCUUUACACCCGACUUGCUCAGGCUGGGCCUCAGGCGCCGUGGUUAUUAAGCCUCAGGAACAUCGGUGUCUAAUGCAUGGGCCAUUUUUUGCGGAGGCUGCUGUUCCAUGGGUACUGCCAAGACUUUUACAAGGUGAAGGCUUAGAACUACACACCAUGAGAGAACAGGAUACGUACCCCUUGGAAGUUAGGAAUUGAAAUUGGAUGCCUGAAGAUUAACUCGUUCUUCAGUGCGUUUAAUGAAAGUCUGCCCAGUUCGGAUGACUAGGAACUAGUGGCCUCCCCGAGGAACAAGGUACUAUAUGCCUUACUGAGGUCACUGAGCAAAUUGAUCGUACACACUUUACUAGCUACCUCAUUCUAUUCCUCAGCUAGCUUGUAUUCUGCAGGUUGACAAUAACCUGUGUGACAAACGCUGACCUUUCUGGACAUUCGUUGAAGUUUGAGAUGUUACGUCACCGUGAUGCUGCUGGGAUGCUUCUGUCAGACCAAAAGAAAGGUUUAAGCAACAUGUUGUAAGUGUAAGACAGCGACAGCAAAGUUUGGGUACAGAAACGAGAAAUGGCGUAUGGUUUCAGGGGCUUCACAACACAGUAGUCGGACAUUUGUGAAAUUUGGUGCAACUGUGCUGUAACACAGAGCAACCAAUAGGAGCUUUGCUUUGAUCUUCUGAGCUGGUCUAGCAAGAAUGGCAGAAUUUAAUUGGCUGUGGGUUGCAAACCUUUUUCUGCUCCAGGUUUCAUGCUUGGCUCUGGUGCGACCUGCCAUUGUAUUAAACAUUGCCGUGUUACAGAGGCCCUAUUGUGUCAAGAAGGUAAAGUUUUAUAUAAAUGGUUUAUUUAAAAUGUUUAAAUGUGAUAAAUAAAGAAAUGAAAGCA
Pseudophryne corroboree (corroboree frog) is the source of this 3909-nucleotide messenger RNA. RefSeq names its product WD repeat domain 59 (gene WDR59). Gene Ontology annotation, molecular function: protein binding; signaling adaptor activity. The record is from RefSeq and is a predicted model, not a curated record. NCBI's taxonomy places the organism in Eukaryota, Metazoa, Chordata, Amphibia, Anura, Myobatrachidae. Bases 38 to 3007 code for a protein of 989 amino acids. Gene Ontology annotation, cellular component: vacuolar membrane; Seh1-associated complex. Gene Ontology annotation, biological process: cellular response to amino acid starvation; positive regulation of TORC1 signaling. The transcript has 27 exons.